This is a messenger RNA of Naumovozyma castellii, 846 nucleotides long. RefSeq names its product pyridoxal phosphate homeostasis protein. NCBI's taxonomy places the organism in Eukaryota, Fungi, Ascomycota, Saccharomycetes, Saccharomycetales, Saccharomycetaceae. The transcript has a single exon. The record is from RefSeq and is a predicted model, not a curated record. Bases 1 to 846 code for a protein of 281 amino acids.
AUGUUUAAUUUGUUUCGUAUUAAUGGAAGAUUGUUAUCUGUUCAAGCACGAAAGGAAGUAAUAAGAACAUAUAAAUCAAAAAUGAGUGCCCCAAUUACAAUCACGUACGAUGAGACAAGGAAAGUGGAACUGAUUUCUCAGUAUACCCAUAUCAAAGAAAAGAUUAGCUCUGAAGAAGCUCAACAUCAUGUCCAGCUAUUAGCUGUAUCGAAAUUGAAGCCAGCUGGUGACAUUAAGAUUCUGUAUGACCAUGGAGUAAGAGAGUUUGGUGAAAAUUAUGUGCAGGAGUUAAUUGAAAAGGCUGAAAUCCUACCUCAGGACAUUAAAUGGCACUUUAUUGGUGGGCUACAGACUAAUAAAUGCAAGGACUUGGCUAAGAUCCCCAAUUUAUAUUGCGUCGAAACAGUGGAUUCCUUAAAAAAGGCAAAGAAAUUGAAUGAGGCAAGGGGUAAAUUCCAGCCUGAUGCAGAUGCUAUACUUUGUGAUAUUCAAAUCAAUACAUCUAAUGAGGAACAAAAAUCAGGAUUGUUCAAUAAGGAGGAAAUUUUUGAGUUGGUCAAAUUUUUCCAAGAUAAAGAUGUCGCUAAACAUAUUCGUUUGAAUGGACUGAUGACCAUUGGUUCAUGGGAAGUUUCUCAUGAGGAUCAAAGUAUAGAUAACGAUGAUUUUACAAAGUUAGGUGAGUGGAAACAAUUGAUUGACAAAGAGUUUGGAACUGAUUUGAAGAUGUCCAUGGGGAUGUCAGCAGAUUAUAAGCAGGCCAUUAGACAAGGUACUUCAGAAGUUAGAAUUGGGACUGAUAUUUUUGGUGUGAGACCACCAAAGAAUGAAGCCAAAAUUAUUUAA